This is a messenger RNA of Coccidioides immitis RS, 1301 nucleotides long. RefSeq lists its product as uncharacterized. The transcript has 7 exons. Lineage: Eukaryota; Fungi; Ascomycota; Eurotiomycetes; Onygenales; Onygenaceae. The record is from RefSeq and is a predicted model, not a curated record. The coding region runs from base 1 to 1014 and encodes 337 amino acids. Gene Ontology annotation, molecular function: metallopeptidase activity.
AUGAAGUUCCCAGUGCCUGGUCUUUCAGGCUCCUUCAUGAAGCUUCUAGUGGUUGCGUUGUCAACGCAACUUGUCUCGGGCAAUGGAAGUUUUCAUCUCAAAGUCAGCGACUGCAGCCUAUUAGAAGAAGGUCUUGUAUUCAAGGCAGUCAAGAGUAUGAAAUUAGCUGCUUCUGUUGCAGAGGAUCGCACAAAGAAGUUACUAGAAGUGCUUAGGAAGAAUCCAGGCCCAGACGAUUCGGUUAAAGGCUCUGAUAUCUCAAGCUUGAUGUUUUUUGAAACUAUGUUUGGAGAGGUGGAUCCAUGCGGAGGGAUUCAAAGGGUGGAGGAUAUUUACAAAAGAAUUGUUACGUUUCGGGAAACUCUCCAGAACCCUCAGUAUAAGGUCAACAUUGUAUGUCGGGAAGCUUUCCUGAAGCAGGAAGAAGGCCUUGAUAUGGAUACUGAAGUCAUGGACAUGCGGCCCCCAGAAUGGGGCGGUCAAAGGUUAAACUUUGUUGAGUCUAAGGACCAGUUGUUCCCAUGUAAGAGUGGGGAGACACAGGCCUGGUCCUCAACAAAGUAUGACAUGGAACCAGAGCUCGUAGACCUUACAGUUCUAUGUGAUCAAGUUUUGAAGUCUUCGAAUUGGAACGAAUACAAUUCUGUGCCGUACGAGACUUUACGAAAAAAGGAGUUUGAACCCGAUUCCAGAAAAAUCGAUGAUAUUGAUGAUUACAAUCUUGCAACUAUAUUGACCCAUGAAUUCUCACACUCAGGCUCAAUAUACGAUUGUGACCCUACGGAGGAUCACGAUCUCAACGGAGAACUAUGCUAUGGGUGGAAUCUUGUCACUCAGCUUGCCCAGAAGGACCCAGUCGCGGCGUCUAGAAAUGCUGACACCUUUGCAAUUUUCCUCCUCGGAAUGACGCUUGACAAGAAUGACUGGUCAACGGGAAGCAGUAAACCCGUACCUCCCGACUUUCCUGGGCCGAUCAGCCGCCUUACUUGGAAUAAUGGGAAGUGGCAGAAGUAGAGGUUGGCCAGCAGCCCUCGGCGGAAGACAAUAUCUAUAGUUCCUGUGGUAGUUAUCCUUCAUGUCUGGGCAGGCAAUUAACAUCCACGCUCUGCAGUUGAAGGAACCAACAAAGUCCUCUAGUAGGGAUUUCGCAGAGGCCUUAACCUUCCUCGGAUACAAGUUGUUCUGUCCCACGCCCUGUUAUCGCUGGCCACCCGAGAUCACAAUAUCUCAGUUAUCUUUUACCCAAGUGAUCUAGUUAUGUUCCUCGUUAGUUAGCCAAUGGAUGCUGUUGAGAUUCCCGA